This is a messenger RNA of Eutrema salsugineum, 1056 nucleotides long. RefSeq lists its product as uncharacterized. The transcript has a single exon. Bases 1 to 1056 code for a protein of 351 amino acids. NCBI's taxonomy places the organism in Eukaryota, Viridiplantae, Streptophyta, Magnoliopsida, Brassicales, Brassicaceae. The record is from RefSeq and is a predicted model, not a curated record.
AUGAGGGUUUUCUGUUGGAAUGUAAAGGGCUUAAACAGCCAUUCUCGUCAAAGUGUGGUCAGAAAUUGGAUCACUAUUAACAGACAUUUGGUUGGUGGUUUUUUGGAAACGCGGGUUAGAGAAGUUAACGCGUCGGCUAUUUUAUCUUCGUUGCUUCCUGGUUGGAGGAUCGAGACAAACUAUGAGUUCGCUGAUAAUGGUAGGAUCUGGCUCGUGUGGGAUCCUUCUAUCUCGGUGAUGGUCUUCAAGAAAACCAAUAAGUUUAUUCACGAUCUAGUUACAAAUUUUUCCUUCUUAGCAACAUUCGUCUAUGCUAGUAAUUUUGAGGUUCAAAGAUUGAAAUUAUGGGACGAUAUCUCUAUCAUUCGUAAUUCCUCUCCCGUUAGAUUCAGGCCCUGGUUAUUAGUUGGAGAUUUUAACCAGAUAGCAUCUGUUUCUGAGCAUUUCUCUGUUAUUCAUGCCUCUCUUCCUCUUCGUGGUAUAUCGCAAAUUCAAGACUGUAUGGAGGUCAAUGAAUUGUCUGAUAUGCCCAGUAGAGGUCUCUUCUUUACUUGGACUAACUGCAGACCGGAAGAUCCGAUACUACGGAAGCUGGAUCGUGCUCUCAUGAAUGAGAAUUGGUUAAACUCCUUUCCGGAUUCUAUGGCUCUUUUCGAUCCACUAGGCGACUCGGAUUAUGCUCCUUGUUUGGUCUCUCUUGACAGUGCUGUUGGGGGUUCUAAAAAAAGCCUCAAGUACUUCUCCUUUCUGGCUACUCAUCCUCGUUUUUCAACAGCUAUCUCUGAACCUUGGAAUGCACCUAUGUUGGUGGGUUCGGCUAUGUUUAAAUUGAGCUCAAAGAUGAAUGCUGCAAAAAUUCGUUAUCGUCAGCUUAACAAAGAAGGUUUCGGGAACAUACAUCAACGAACCAAGGAGGCCUUGGAACAUCUGGAAUCUAUUCAGAAGGACCUCCUUACUAAUCCUUUGGAUAAUCUUUUUAUAGAGGAACAUGUUGCUAGGAAGAAGUGGAAUUUUUUCGCUAAUGCUCAGCAAAUCUUUUUCAAACAGAAAUCAUGA